AACCUCUCCCUUUGAAACGGGGAGAAGUCGACUAUAAAAGGGCAACCAUCCUACAUAGCUCAAGCGCAGAAUUCAAUUAAUCCAUAUAGUUGUCAACCAUCUGUUGUGGACGCUUUCACCGGCAAGGCGUACGCACGCAGGAACAAGAAGCAACAGGUUGCAGGCUGAUUGUUUUAUUUGUAUUCAGUUAGGACUUUUCUUUUCCGCGACCCUGAGCAUGUUUUUCAUUAAAAGGUCAGUUAGGACUUGGUUGUUGUAUUGAGUUAGGAUUUGGUCUGUUAGUUAAACAUGUUUAGAGAUUUUGUUAGGGCCGGCUCUAUUUAAAGCUAAGAGAUCGGGCAGAACUUUGUUGGCAAGCAGGAAAGAGUAAUCGUGUUGCUCAAAGCCUCCAGCGUGAGGGCGAGCUCGCUAAUACUAACCUGCCAGCGUUAGCUAAUCUAGCCAUAUCACAUCUCAGCCAUCUUCGAAAGUUAUUAUCUCAAAGUCUUCAGCAACGAUCUGGUGCUCAAAGAUAGAAAGAGAGAGUAAUGUAAGUUAACUGUUCUACUUCCCCUCAAUUAAGUCUGAUGUUUGAUGAAGCAAAACCCUGUCCUUGGCAACCUUUUUCUCUUCCUUGAGUGCACAUUAUUUUCUGGGAUAAACCUUUUUUUUUCUCCAAGUGUACAGAGUUGGAAGUUUCAACUCGUAGAAAUCCAACCUAACACUAACAAGGUAGGGUGAGUGGAGAAACAAAGAGUAGCACUCUCUUUUAGGCCAACCACACCGCAAGGGGGGAAUUGUUACAUCAGUAGUAAGGAGAUCUAAAUUUAUAUGCAACGGACGAUUCAUAACGUGAAAAUUUAUGCGUAACUAUACAGAUUUCGACAGUUCAAAAUAUUCGUAUUUCUAAAAGUUUAGUUGCCAGCAUGUUCAGUCCUCAGGUUACCUAUGUGUACUCAGUUUUCUUUUACAGUCCAAAACUUUCGUUUAUGACUGGCAAUACUAUGUUCUAUAAUACUGACUGGCAAUACUAUGUUCUAUAAUAAAGUUUUUGACAAGAUUGAUUCGUUUCCUAACUGUUUCAAGACAGACAUUAGAAUGGGGAAACUACUGGCAGCAGUCGGCAAGUUCUUCUGCUUUGUACAGGUGAACCAGUCAACAGUAGGCAUCAAAGAGAGAUUUGGGAAAUUUGAGGAAGUUCUCAAUCCUGGAUGCCAUUUUAUGCCAUGGAUCAUUGGAAACCGUGUCACCGGUCAGCUCACUCUAAGGCUUAGGCAGCUUGAUGUCCGCUGUGAGACAAAAACAAAGGAUAAUGUUUUUGUUACUGUUGUUGCAUCCAUCCAAUAUCGAGCAAUGGAAGACAAAGCAAGUGAUGCAUACUACAAGCUGAGCAACCCAAAAGCUCAAAUUCAAGCAUAUGUCUUCGAUGUUAUAAGGGCAAGUAUUCCUAAACUAGAACUGGAUGAUGCUUUUGAGCAAAAGAAUGAAAUAGCAAAAGCUGUGGAGGAGGAGCUUGAAAAGGCAAUGUUUGCUUAUGGUUAUGAGAUUGUGCAAACACUCAUUGUUGAUAUAGAACCAGAUGAGAAAGUUAAAAGGGCUAUGAAUGAAAUUAAUGCUGCUGCAAGACUCCGUGUUGCAGCAAAUGAGAAGGCAGAGGCAGAAAAGAUAAUUCAGAUCAAGAGGGCUGAGGGUGAGGCUGAAGCCAAGUAUCUCUCUGGCCUUGGUAUAGCAAGGCAGCGUCAAGCCAUAGUUGAUGGGCUAAGAGAUAGUGUGCUUGGCUUUAGCGGCAAUGUGCCUGGGACUUCAGCUAAGGAUGUGAUGGAUUUGGUUCUGCUCACUCAAUACUUUGACACCAUGAAAGAGAUCGGAGCAGCAUCCAAAUCUUCUGCUGUUUUCCUCCCACAUGGUCCUGGUGCUGUUAAAGAUAUUGCCGGUCAGAUUCGUGAUGGAUUUCUUCAGGCAUCUACUCAGGAGGCAAAGUGAUAAUUGCAUUGAUAGCGAGAAUUCCAUAAACAUGAAUCUCGAUUAGCAAGGCUAUUAGUUUGUCAUAACUGUGAUUGGUCCUUUACAUGCCUUGAGAAUAUUGUGUGAGAUCGUUAAAGUAUCAAGCCUGUAUAUGCUUAUAGAUUAGGAGGUCUGUGUAAAGAUGUCUCAUAUACAAAAUGUAGUGUGAUCACCUUACAAGAAUCUAGUUAAUUAUAGUGGUGUGAAUGUGUGACCAAGCAUGCGAGAGCUUUCAUAUCUUUCGCAACUUCGAUACACAGCUUUGUUUUCACAGA
Molecule: messenger RNA, 2258 nt
Organism: Panicum virgatum (switchgrass)
Lineage: Eukaryota; Viridiplantae; Streptophyta; Magnoliopsida; Poales; Poaceae
Product: hypersensitive-induced response protein 1-like
Exons: 4
Coding region: 1012-1962 (316 amino acids)
Source: RefSeq, a predicted model, not a curated record